AUGCGCAUCUGCGCAGCACAGCAAUGCCCAGCUGACCACUUCACGCAGGUCGGCCCCAUUGGCAACGCCUGGGUGGCUGGUUACACGUAUAGCUCCCUGGAUGGGCACAGCAACGCUGGCAAAACCGACAUCUUUCUGAUGAAGUUUCGAGCGCCCCGGUUGAGGUUGAGAGGCCCAGUGCAGCCAGGUAACAUGUCCAGCUGGCUACGUGCAAAAUCCCUCGCAGAGCAAUGGCACCUGCUGCGUGCUGUCCAGUACCCCAACUUCCAGCUGGACAACGUCAACGACGGCAUCCACCAGCAUCAACACCGCAACGUCAUCGACGAAGCCGUCAACCAGCAUCACCAGAACAAGAUCCACAACAGCAACCAGCAUAGCAUCAGUGACGACAGCAUCAGUCAGUGCAAGCGCGGAAGCAGCUCUACCGGCGCUACUGGCAUUGCCAGGGUUCCUCGGCUUAGUUUCAAAAGCACAUGGAUGCCGAGAGGACCAGAACACCGCCAGCACUUCGACUGGAUUGCCACUUGCAUGAGGCUGGUGGCUGCUGUGGUGCUGCCAUUGCUGACGGCGUGCCUUUGUGCCUCCCUGGGCAUCUGCUGUUAUCGCGCGAAGCUCCGCCAGCUUCGAGGUGCCGAAGCAGAGCCUCAAGUCCCAAAUCCGCUGCGGAUGCUGCCGAUGACUGCGGAAUGGCCACGGGGAAAAGUUCAGAAGCUUUCAGUGAGCGAGACGGCUUUUGAAUUGAGCGGUCGCCAGUUUCAAUUUCGACCAGGGCAAGUUCGACAUUUUACCUGGGAAGAUGGAACUGUCCAGACGGUGCAGAGCAUUCACAAGAACGUGGUGUGGUGGAGCACGCAGCAUCCCCAUCCUGCUUGGCAACGCUUCAGGCAGAUCCGGUGGGUUUGCACUCCAAAAUGCCAAGUCGAAAAUCACCACGACAUGGAGCUCACGGACUGGGAGGGUGAUGGCUACAGAUGCAAAUCGUGCUCGCGCCUCCGAGCUGCUGGAAAGCACUGGUACUGCCCGCAGCAUCAGGUGCACGUGUGCCCAGUUUGCGCAGAGCUGCCACCUGAGAUGCCCACGUUGGGGUUGGCAGCCACCUAUUUGGUGGACGUCUUUCCACCUGAGGCCCGCAGAGUGACCAGCGCUGAGAAUCCAACUUUCUACGAUAUUUGCCCAAAGUUGGCGCACGGGACGGCCGGUAUGGGUUACAACAGGACAUGUCCCAGAGAUGGAAGGCCCCACUGCAGCAUUGUGGACGCGUUGGAAGAUGCGUACAGUGGAAAGGUCACACACUUCGUUUCAUGGUGCUGGGCAUAUUCCUUGAACGAUGUCGUCAGUGCCAUUGAGCGAUGGGUACAAAAGUCCAAUGAAGAUGCACGGAACGUCUUCCUGUGGAUGCAGCCGACCUACGUGAGCGGCUACCUGAACGACCUCCGCGCAGAAAAGAACGCUGCAGCUGCGCCUGCUACAGGCGCCACGCAGCCUGGUGAUGUUCAAGCUGAUGAAGCUAUGAAAGCUGCUUCGGCUGCUGCAGGUGACAAACGCGUGUGCAUCACGCAGGAGAUACCAAUGAACAUCAUACUCCCCUGCGCGGCUGAGACCUUUUUCAAGGAAACUAUGUCAGCGGGCAGGAUCAAUGUGCUGACUGACGCCGUGGAUACUCUCAAUGUUCGGCAUGCCAGGGCGGGAUCCAAAAAGGACGAGGCAAGCAGAAGCCAAAGUGGUGCAGGAGCGGUGCUCUGUGUUCUCAGUUUGCUCUGCAGUCUGGGACAGGACUUGAUCAAAAGAAUCAUCCUCACCACCACGGGUUACGAUGCAGUGAAUCAUGCUGUGAAAUCGAAUGACUUGACGACUCCCCUCUACUCACCUGGCACCUCCAUCAGUGCUACAGUCCCAUGGCUGAGAGUGGAGGUCUUCAGCCCCAACCAUCCGCCCAAGAAGGGUCCAUCGCCAGCACAGUUGGAUCACUUCCAGGUGGAAGUUCAUGCAGAUCAACAGGAAUCUGGAGGAUGGAAGUUGGGCGGAAAGCCGUUGAUAUCCUGGGCUGACUGGGUUCAAAGGCAUCUCAUCAGCGGGACUGAGCUGUACAGAUUCCCUCGUGUGAUCCGAAGCUUGGACUUGGACACGGCUUUGUUGGAGCCUUGGCGAUGUAUGGCCUUGUUGCUUACACUCGGCCAGGGUUCCUCUCAUGCCCGUGCCUGGUACUG
Messenger RNA from Cladocopium goreaui, 2207 nucleotides. The record is from the annotation of a GenBank genome assembly. Lineage: Eukaryota; Dinophyceae; Suessiales; Symbiodiniaceae.